Aspergillus welwitschiae is the source of this 1626-nucleotide messenger RNA. RefSeq lists its product as uncharacterized. The transcript is spliced from 5 exons. The record is from RefSeq and is a predicted model, not a curated record. Bases 125 to 1159 code for a protein of 344 amino acids. Lineage: Eukaryota; Fungi; Ascomycota; Eurotiomycetes; Eurotiales; Aspergillaceae.
GGAAUUUGGGAACUAUCCUGCUGCGUGUUAUCUGCACUUGCGCCUUCAAUAGUGGCAACAGCUCUCUCCAGACCCGGUAACACCGGCCAUUGAUAGAGAUAUCAAUGAUAAUCGACCAGUCAACAUGUGGACCUUCCUAGUGCAGUUCUUCUCCACUGUGCUGCAGUUCCGCCUGUCAAUGACCAAGCCCGGCGAGACAAUAGUAGCCUAUGAUCUGACAUCAACCGCUUUACCAUGCUAUGUAAUGGAAUAUGCACCGCUCGUCUGGCUAUAUAGCAAGGAAACAUACAUGCCUUCAGAUAUCGGGCAGCAGCUGGUACAUACGACACCAAUGGUAAAUUAUACUGCAAUCAAAGGAGCACCAUCACCGUUAACACUCAACAACCUCGCGGGGCUCAACAAAUUGGGAAAUACCAGCGUUUACUUGACCUCAAUAGAGGGCAUUGAUGCUACUCCAGAGCCAGCAUGGUUCCGUGGUGUGAAGCCAGAUAGGAAUGGAAAGACAAAAGGAGCUGUCUCAUCGACAAUCAUCACCCGUGAUCAUGGAAAUGGGACAGUGGAUGCUUUCUACUUCUACUUCUAUGCGUACAAUAUGGGAAACACAGUAUUGGGAAUGCAGUUUGGAGACCACGUCGGUGACUGGGAGCACAACAUGAUCCGCUUUGAUAACGGAGUCCCGCAAGCACUCUGGUACAGCCAGCACGCCGGAGGUGAAGCCUUUACCUACGAUGCAACUGAGAAGCAGGGCAAAAGGCCGAUCGCAUACUCCGCUAAUGGAUCUCAUGCUGUAUACGCAGUACCUGGCACCCAUGACCACGCCAUCCCGCAUCUCAACCUCCCCUUCGGAUUUGUUAUGGACUACACAGACAAAGGCACACUAUGGGAUCCCAUCGCAAAUGCAUACGCAUAUAGCUUCGACGCAGCCAGCCAGACAUUCCAGCCCUACGACCGCAGAUAUCCAGUCAACUGGCUAGAGUACAAUGGGCAGUGGGGAGACGACGCAUUGCCGGGGGCACCGGAGCUCUUUGGACAAGCGAAAUACAGUGCGGGCCCGAACGGGCCUAAAUUCAAACACCUUGUCAGGUCGACUGUCUGUCCGGAUAGUCCUUGUGUCGUGCUGCCUUUUCGUAUUUGGGAUGAUGAGGAUGGUGAGAUGUAGGGAGGGUGGUAGUGUUUUUCUUUUCGUCUAUACGAUUUAUUGGUUGCUUACAGGGUAGAAUGGCAUAACCGUUGAGGACUGUUGAAGACGGGGGACCCAGAAAUUGACGAUCAGAGGAGAGCGAGAGAGAGGGGAGUGGAUAUAUGUGGAGAUCGGGAUACAGGACGGAGUAAGACAGGGUAUACACUACUGUAUAGGAUUGUGGAUAGAUUGUUGUGUGUGUGUGUGUGUGUGUGUGUUUUCAAGUCAACCUCUGGGGGUACUGAUCAUCUGAUGUUUCUAUUACGACUGCAUUUUGCUGCAUUCAGUCCAGUUCCACAUUCCCACUGCAAGGCAAGAGGGAGGAGUACUGACUACAUAGAGCGCAAAUUUGGGACUCAAGUCAACUAGUCUGUAUUACAGAAGCUUAUGGUAGAAUGGUCUAGGAAUGUUUCCCAUCAGGUACUGUGCGCCUAUGCUUACUUUCU